AUGGGCUUUCACAUCACGGCUGACUCGACGCCCACUUCCCGCCACCAGUCCGCGGGGUCGAUGGCAACUGUGCUUCGUCGCCGAUUGAUUGAGAUCCCUCCGCCGCUAGACAUGGCCGACCUCGGGUCACCACGCUUUCCGCACGUGUGCAUGACCUUUGUCGACCGAACUCGGACCGUAGCUGCCGAGUAUAAGGCAGUGUCCAGUGCAGCCCGGCACGCAGACGCCCGCAGCGAUGGAUGGCAUCAACGUGGGUUCGGACCAUCCGCCGCCCCGUAG
Saprolegnia parasitica CBS 223.65 is the source of this 279-nucleotide messenger RNA. RefSeq lists its product as hypothetical. The record is from RefSeq and is a predicted model, not a curated record. Bases 1 to 279 code for a protein of 92 amino acids. The transcript has 2 exons. Lineage: Eukaryota; Oomycota; Saprolegniomycetes; Saprolegniales; Saprolegniaceae.